ACCGAGAUUCUCGUUCUCAAAACGAAGUGUGGUCAGACCCAUCGCGUUCCAUUCAUUGGAACCACGGGCGACACCCCUCCCGCCCUACCUCCCCAGGACCCUCGUCCCUCAGGGUCCCACCCUGACAUCGCGUUCACUUCCCCUCGUUAGUUUGCUCACUUUAUACGACAGGAGGACGUCACGUUCUACUCAGUGAACGUCAUGGAUCUUCUUCGCUAUGAUCCACUCUGUCCCGAGUUUGAGCUCAUAUCUCUGGAGCCCGAUCCCCCUGACCCUUCCUCCAUCUUCGCGGCUCCCAUAUCUACAUCCACCCGUCAGCCUGCGGAUACCCCCUCCAUGUCCCAGGCCCUUGAGCCAUCGAUUGUCGAGUCCACACAUACGUCUCGUGCUGACGGAGAUGCUGAGGAACUCACACGGUUCACGACAGACUUAGAGCCCGCCGUUCGCGACCUAAUUCGAGAGUACGGCGAUGUCUUUCCUCCGUAUUUCUCAUACAGCGGGAUUCCCCCGAUGCGCGGUGUUGAGCAUUCUAUCCAACUCGUGCAUGACUAUCGUGUUCACCAUCAGAGACCGUACCGACUCUCGAUUCCAGAGGCGACGGAACUCAAGCGUCAGCUUGAGGAGCUCCUUCGACUGGGUUUCAUUAAACCCAGUAACUCCCCUUGGGGUGCACCUGUCCUCUUUGCUCGCAAAGUGGACGAAACUCUCCGCCUCUGCAUCGACUACCGUGGCCUUAACCGUUACACGGUUAAGAACAGUUAUCCCAUACCCCGCGCAGAUGAGCUGUUUGACCGUCUGGUAGACAACCGCUUCUUCACGAAGAUCGAUCUUCUUAGCGGUUACACCCAGAUCCACGUUGCCACAGAGGAUCAGCUGAAGACCGCCUUCCGAUCGCGCUUCGGCCACUACGAGUUCACGGUGAUGCCAUUCGGCCUCACCAAUGCACCCGCCACCUUCCAGACGGCGAUGAACGACAUCUUCAGGAACAUCCUUGAAGAAUACGUUCUCGUAUACCUGGACGACAUCCUGGUCUACAGUCGUACCUUAGAAGACCAUCUCAGACACCUCCGCGAUGUCCUACAACGCUUACGCAAGCAUGGUUUCUAUGCCAAGCUCACUAGAUCAGUCGGUUCUGAUACUGCCGCUAGUGCGGUCAGCUUCCGUGUGAAGCUACCUGAUUACCUUCGACAGGCUCGCGUACACGAUGUUUACCACGUCUCCUUGUUACGUCCUUAUCGCAGACCGUCCGAGCGCUUCGCCGGACGCCCUUAUGAGCGCCCUCCACCUAUCAUGGUGGACGGUCACGAGGAGUUCAUUGUUUCCAACAUCGUAUCACGCCGAGUUACCGACGAUACCCCUCCACGCAUCGAGUACCUUGUGCGUUGGAAGGGCUACCCUAAUGAGGAGGCUACUUGGGAGCCCCUCGAGCACUUGCAGCACGCCAGGAUGUUGGUGCGUGCAUAUGAUCGUGCUCGUCGUGCUAAGACAUCUGCUUCUACUCAGCCGACUGACCCUCUUCCUCCCCCUCCGGCUGAGGAGAUUGCUGAGGACGAGCCCGCUCCCUCUGAGGCCGUUCCUCAGCCGCAGACGGUCACCUCCGAGCGUCCACAGUGCACUCAUCGUCGCCCUUCGCGUUACGAUGAUUGACACUCUUAUCCUCUAUCUUUCCCCACUGACUCACACCAUCAGGUACUCCAUCAUCAUCUCUUCUUCAGGAUCUCAGCGUUUUGC
Chara braunii is the source of this 1731-nucleotide messenger RNA. The record is from the annotation of a GenBank genome assembly. Lineage: Eukaryota; Viridiplantae; Streptophyta; Charophyceae; Charales; Characeae.